This is a messenger RNA of Armigeres subalbatus, 6075 nucleotides long. RefSeq lists its product as uncharacterized. The transcript has 6 exons. Gene Ontology annotation, molecular function: nucleic acid binding. Lineage: Eukaryota; Metazoa; Arthropoda; Insecta; Diptera; Culicidae. Gene Ontology annotation, biological process: DNA integration. The record is from RefSeq and is a predicted model, not a curated record. The coding region runs from base 1 to 6075 and encodes 2024 amino acids.
AUGGCACCUAAGAAGGAGAAGAAGAUAGCUGAGGACAAGCUUAUUCUCAAACGGGUUUUGGCAUCUCGAGAUGUGGUGGAAAGGUUUGUCAGGGAAUACGACCAUGAGCGGGAUGUUGGAGAAAUCGCCGUGCGGCUGGAAACGCUGAACAGAACAAACAAGGAGUUUCUGCACGUGCAGUCCGAGUUGGAGAAGCUAGAUGAAGAGGAGAAUUUCGAUCAUCAUAUGGCGGCGAAGCGAGAUCGGGAUCAUCCUCUCAUGCAUUCGACAAGGAUGUCAACAUCGGCACAGCUGCAUAAUACUACUACCUUUCAUCAUCGCUUGCCGAAGAUCGACUUGCCAAAGUUUUGUGGAGACGAAUCGCGAUGGAUAUCGUUCCGAGACAAUUUUCUAUCCAUGAUCCACGGCAACGAUGACAUCCCAACGGUGAAUAAGUUGCAAUAUCUGUUGCAGUCCUUGGAAGGAGAUGCCAGGAAGCCUUUUGAGUGUGUCGACAUACAAGCGGACAGCUACGCGUCAACCUGGGACGCCCUCAUGAAGAGGUACGAUAACAAGCGGUUUUUGCGGAAGGAGUUAUUUAGACGGUUAUUCGAAUUGGCACCGAUGAAGCGGGAAUCAGCACACGAGCUGAAUACGUUAGUCGACGAUUUCCAUCGGCACGUCAAGGCGUUGGAAAAACUUGGAGAACCCAUUAAGCAUUGGGAUACACCACUCACGUUCAUCCUCUGCAACAAGCUCGACUCCUAUACGUUGCGUGCCUGGGAGCAAGAAACUCGAAAGCAGGAAGAAGUCAAGUAUGACGAGCUGAUUGAGUUCCUCACGAAUCAAGUCCGUAUGUUGAAGUCAGUCUCCAGCGAUCUACAGAACCGUUCCCAAGGGUCCCACAUCAAGGUGGCCGGCCCAGUUCCGAAGAAAUCCACUACAGUCAGGUCCGUUGUCAACAAUGCCACCAACGAAGUCAAGCCAAACGUUUCACAAUGUCACGCUUGUUCGCAGAAGCACUUACUAGUUCAGUGUCCGACGUUUGCCAACCUAAACAUCGGACAACGUCGUGAGCUAAUAACCAAGCGAAGUUUAUGUUGGAAUUGCUUCCGUCCGAACCAUCAAGCCAAGGCUUGUAAAUCGAAGUUUUCGUGUAGAACGUGUCACGCCAAACACCACACGUUACUGCACGACCAAGGUACACCCUCCAAACCCACGUCAAUUCCUGCCGGCUCGUCGAAUGCGACUGCUCAACAGUCUUCUCAAUCCACGUUGACGAACGUGGGGACCGCUGGAUCGUCGAAUCCACCCGAAGUAAAUCUCCCCGUCCAAUCAAGUAGAAGCACGGUCCUAUUAGAAACGGUUGUACUAUCCAUCGUCGACAAGCACGGCAAGGAAAUCGCUAUCCGAGCUCUUCUCGAUUCCGCUGCGAUGUCUAAUUUCAUCACCAAGAAGUUGGCAAAUGCUCUAGCCACCCGUCAAGCCGUCGUUGAUGUUGCAGUUGCAGGAAUCGGAGAAUCUACGAAGCAGAUAAAGCGGCAAAUCUCCGCAACGAUCAAAUCUCGAACCAGUCCCUUUUCCACCACACUCGAAUUCCUGAUCAUGAAGAAGCCCACUGCCAAUUUACCCACUAUAGCCAUCAAUUCCGCAUCGUGGAACAUACCAAAGGUUCCAUUAGCCGAUCCCAAUUUCGAUACACCGGGCAUGAUCGACAUCAUAAUUGGCGGAGAAUGUUACCAUGAAAUCCACACCGGCAACCGUAUAUCACUCGGCGAAGGUCUGCCGUUCCUGGUCGACACCCUAUUUGGCUGGACAGUAUCAGGGAAAACUGCCAUCAAUUCCUCCGCCACGCCACCGGUCUGCUACCUAUCAACUGUUGAUCGGUCUCUAGAUAAUGCGCUUCAGAGAUUCUGGGAACUCGAAGCUGUCGAUCAUGGCCCAACGUACUCCACUGUAGAAAAACGAUGCGAAGAAAUCUAUGCCAACACUACCACCCGAACUCACUCCGGAAGGUACGUCGUACGCCUUCCUCGGUCCGAAGAUCCGCAAGUCACCCUCUGUGACUCUCGAGCAAUUGCCACCCGCCGUUUCUACAGCCUCGAGAGACGCCUUGAGAAAAAUUCCGCCUUAAAGCAAACCUACCACGAGUUCAUCGAUGAAUACCUCCGAGUCGGCCACAUGCGCAAGCUUGAUGUUGUUGAUGAUGCUGUUCCACACUGUUACCUACCACACCAUCCGGUGUUCAAGGAGAGCAGUACUACCACCAAGGUGCGUGUGGUUUUCGACGCCUCCUGCAAAACGUCCACCGCAGUGUCCCUGAAUGAUACACUCCUCGUCGGUCCAGUUAUACAGCAGCCUCUCGUCAACAUCAUUAUUCGUUUCCGGUUCCACGUGAUCGCCUUCGUCGCUGACGUGGAAAAAAUGUAUCGCCAAGUACUUCACCAUCCCGACGAUCAACAUUUCCUGCGCAUUCUGUUCCGCCGAACUCCAUCGGAUCCGAUCGACACCUACGAACUUCUGACGGUCACAUACGGCACCGCAGCAGCUCCAUACCUGGCCACCCGCACACUUUUACAGUUGGCUACGGAUGAAGGAGACAACUUCAAGGAAGCCGUUAAAGCAGUCAUCGAGGACUUCUACGUAGACGACCUCCUUUCCGGAGCAGCAAAUCUGGAGGAUGCCAUCGAGAAGCGUCGCCAAAUCACUGAUAUGCUUGCAACCGCUGGGUUUCCGUUGAGAAAGUGGGCCUCCAACGUGCCAGAAGCAUUGACUGGUGUACCAUCCGAAGACUUAGCGAUAAAACCGCUCCACGAUCUGCACGACGAUCAAUCCGUCUCAACAUUAGGCCUUGUUUGGGACACAAGAACGGACAUGCUGCGGUUCAAUGUCGAGAUGCCGCUCCCUGCAGCAAUCCUCACAAAACGUAAAGUGAUCUCCUACAUUGCCAGAAUAUUUGACCCAUUAGGUCUGGUCGGUCCGGUGAUAGCUGCCGCCAAAAUGUUUAUGCAACGCCUCUGGAAACUGAAGACUGAGGAUAACAGUCCCUACGAGUGGGACAGGCCACUUCCACACAACCUACAAGAAGAAUGGAAAAUGUAUCACGCCACUUUGGAUAUACUUUCCGAAUUACGAAUUCCUCGCUUCGUUUCAUUUGCCGAUGCACCAAUACUCCAGCUACACCUGUUUUCCGACGCUUCAGAAUUGGCUUACGGCGCAUGCUGCUACGCUCGUUCAGAGGACGACAAUCGCAUUCGCGUACAACUGCUGACUUCGAAGUCGAAGGUUGCGCCAAUAGCCACCAAGCAUUCCAUCGCUCGUCUGGAACUGAACGCUGCUGUCCUGUCUACCAGAUUGUUCCAGAAGAUAAACCAAUCAAUGCGAUCGUCAACCGAAGUUUUCUUCUGGAGAUUCAACCACCCCAAUCGAGUUUCAACGAUCCAGUCUAACACCGAAGGGUAUUCCUGGAAUCACGUUCCCGGAAUCGACAAUCCAGCCGAUGAACUAUCCCGAGGUCUGACACCGGCCGAACUACUAAACCAAAGCCGUUGGUGGAACGGACCGUCGUGGCUUUCCAAAUCGUCCGAUCAUUGGCCAAAUGCAAGCAUCCCCUGCGAAGAGUUUCAAUCUACAGCCGAAGAGGCACGCAAUGUUUCGUUAGUAGCGGUGCCUAGUGAAGAAACCUCAUUCGCAGAUCAGUUGUUCCUUCGUUUCUCAUCAUUUUCCAAAAUACGUCGUGUGGUUGCCUACUGCAUCAAGUACAUCAAUUCCCUGAAGGUUGCAGAACGAAGCUCGUCAAAAAAAGGAACAACGCUCCUUUCUACAGAAGAUUUGCUGGCUGCUGACCGUGCAUUAUCUCGUCUCGCACAGCAACAAACUUUCGCAGAUGAGGUAGCAGAGAUUAAAUCCGUCGGAACCGUGAAAGGUGCCCCAUUGAAAUGGCUGAAGCCACGCUUGACACUCGACGGAAUCCUCCGUGUUGGCGGACGACUCGAGAAUGCCCAUGCACCUGAAGCAAGCAAGCACCCAAUCAUCCUGUCAUCCAAGCACCCUCUGUCUCGUCUACUAUGCGAUCAUUACCAUAAGGCUCUCCUUCAUGCUGGUCCCCAGUUGAUGCUGUCCACAUUGCGCCAGAAAUAUUGGAUUCUUGGAGGAAGAGACCUGACCCGAUCAACCUACCACCAAUGUGUAAAAUGUUUCCGCACUAAGCCGCAACUCAUCCAACAGAGCACUGCUGAUCUACCAACGUCCCGUGUCACGCCAGCACGGCCGUUUUCCAUCUCUGGUGUGGAUUACUGCGGCCCGGUAUUUCUCAAGUCUCCAGUGCGGAAUAGAUCUCCGACAAAGGCUUAUAUAGCCAUCUUCGUGUGCUUCUCGACCAGAGCAGUACACAUAGAGCUGGUUUCGGACCUUUCCACUCCAGCCUUCCUCUCAGCUCUACGUCGCUUUGUUGCACGCCGCGGGCGAAUUUGUGAGCUCCACUCCGAUAACGGGACCGCCUUUAAGGGAGCAGCAAAUGUCUUGCAUCGCAUCUACGAAAUGCUGAAGCUCAACGACAGUGACCGCGAAUCCAUCACCAACUGGUGUGCUGAGCAGGAAAUCCAGUGGAAGUUUAUACCGCCACGCGCCCCAGAUUUCGGAGGAUUGUGGGAAGCGGCGGUGAAAUCGAGCAUCUCCUACGAGCAUCUCUCGAUCAGCUGGGAAGAUGUGACAACAUUGCUGGCACAAAUCGAAAUGUGCUUGAACUCACGACCACUAACUCCGCUUCCAACAGAUCCCGCCGACCUCCAAGUACUUACCCCAGGCCAUUUUCUUGUUGGUUCGAAUCUCCAAGCAGUUCCGUCAGCCAAUGUUACCGAAAUACCGGACAACCGUCUGGAUCACUGGCAACGAACCGAAAAGCAGUUGCAGCGUAUUUGGACAAGAUGGUAUCCGGAGUAUCUUGCCCAACUUCAAACCAGAGCCAACAAGGGUUGCAAGUCUCCAGUCAAUCUGCAGUUAGGGCGGAUCGUGGUCAUCAAAGACGAAAAUCUUCCACCGGCACAGUGGCCGCUGGGACGAAUUACGAAGCUGCAUCCAGGUAAAGAUGGAAUCGUCCGUGUUGUCAGCAUGAAGACUGCAGCAGCAGAGAACGUCGUGCGACCAGCCGCCAAGGUGGCCCUUUUACCUAUAACACCAGAUGACUACCAAACCACAUCUGCUCCGAAACAAGAGAAGCGUGGACGAAGGAAAGACAACUACAUCAACGUUCGCUCUGAGAGUAAGCCAUAUGUCACGUUUUCUACAAAAGACAGUCCCGUUACAGCUACAACAGCCUGUCCCGUUUGCAAGUGUGACUGUGGCGUCCCAGAGAAGUGUCACAAGUUCCUCGACAUGGACGUCGGUUCCCGCUGGUCAGUGGUUAAGGAGCAGAAUCUGUGCUUCGAAAUUCACAACUGGCUAUCUAACACCAAUGCCGUCGUCGAAAACUUGCACGAGAAUCACACGAAGGAGAGGGACGUGAGUUUUUCCGCAGAGAUGGCCACAGAAAAGGUGCUUGGAAUGUGGUGGGAUACCACAACCGAUACGUUCACGUUCAAGUUGUCACCUAAGUACGCUGUGCAGCUACUCUCUGGUUCCAGAAUACCUACAAAACGUGAAGUUCUGAUUCUACUACUGUUCUACGUGACUCAUUUGGUGACCGCCGACUAUCACCCGACUUACAGACAUAAAAAUCACCAUACAGCGCUGAAUCAGAUCCGAUUAAAGUAUUACAUAUCUCGUCUUAGAUCAGAGUUUGAUCGAGUCGGUAGAAGAUGCCAACGAUGCAAGAUUUUUAAAGCAAAUCCACAGCCACCAGCAAUGGAAAACCUUCCGUCUCCCCAAUUGGCAGCCUUCAUCGACCAUUCUCUUACACUGGAGUCGACUAUUUUAGGCCGAUACGAAAGCCUUCCCAGCAACCGUCAACCCGCUGGAAGCCGGAUGAUCCGCCAACAUAUCGUUCGGGCGAGGACCACGGGACCUCCACGUGGACAGCGUCCACUAAUUGGUCCGCUUCAGCCCAUCGUCAACGGCCAUCGUGAUCUGCCACCGCUUGUCGCCAUCACCGCCGUUUAG